AUGACUACAUCAUACCUACUGCCUGUCAACACCUUGGUACUUGUUACAGGUGCUAAUGGCUUCAUAGCGUCUCAUACUAUCGACCAGUUGCUUCAAAAAGGCUUCAAAGUUCGGGGCACAGUUCGUACCCCCAAGCCUUGGCUCAAUACCUUUUUUGAUGAGAAAUACGGCAAAGGGCGCUUCGAAACCCAGGUUGUGACAGAUCUCGGGGAUGCCCAACAACUGCAAAAUACAAUGCAGGGGGUUGGAGGUGUGAUCCACAUGGCAUCUGAUCUGACUUUCAGUUCGGACCCCAAUGCCGUCAUUCCCUGGGUGACGGAUGCUGUGCGCAAGGUCCUCGAAGUUGCAUCUCGGACUGAAACCAUCAAAAGGGUUGUUCUCACUUCAUCGUCACGAGCUUCCUAUACGUCUUUGCCCGGUAAAACCAAGGGUCUUCGCAUAGACGAUAAUAGUUUCAAUGAUGAAUCAGUCAAAGCAGCAUGGGAUCCAACCACUCCGGAGAAUGCCAAAGCUUUUACCAUUUAUUCUGCGUCUAAAACAGAAUCCGAGAAGGCCGCAUGGGCAUGGAUGAAGGAUAACCAACCCCAUUUCGACUUCAACACGGUGCUUCCCGACUUUAAUAUCGGAAGGGUUCUUCAUCCAGAGAUUGGUGGCUCGACCAUGAGCUUUGUACGCAAUCUUCUCAAAGGAGAUGCUAGCGUGAUAGGUUUUGUCCCUCCCCAGUGGUAUGUGGAUGUUGAGGACACCGCUCGUCUCCAUGUCAUCGCGCUACUCAGUCCCGAUGUGAAAUCCCAAAGGCUCUUUGCCUUCGCAGCAUCAAAGAAUUGGACAGACUAUGUUCAAACUCUUCGCAAGCUACGACCCGACAACAACUUGAUCCCAGAACCUCCUGCAAAUGAAGCACGGGAUGAAGCAGAUGUUGUUCCAGUCCAAAGAUCCGAGGCUUUACUUAAAGAGUACUUUGGCAGGCAAGGUUGGACUCCAUUUGAUGAAAGUCUUGCAGCUGGUAUCGAAGGAUUGGUAUAG
This is a messenger RNA of Penicillium robsamsonii, 1026 nucleotides long. RefSeq lists its product as uncharacterized. The record is from RefSeq and is a predicted model, not a curated record. Gene Ontology annotation, molecular function: oxidoreductase activity, acting on the CH-OH group of donors, NAD or NADP as acceptor. The coding region runs from base 1 to 1026 and encodes 341 amino acids. NCBI's taxonomy places the organism in Eukaryota, Fungi, Ascomycota, Eurotiomycetes, Eurotiales, Aspergillaceae. The transcript has 5 exons.